AUGUCGACGGGAGAAAGUUUUGAGUCUCGGUUUGAAAAAAUCGACGUGACUUUAAAGGACCCCAAAUCCGAAGUGAACGUGGACUGUUUGCUGGAUGGAUUAGAUGCUUUGGUAUAUGACUUGGAUUUUCCUGCCUUAAGAAAAAACAAAAAUAUUGAUAACUUCUUAAACAGGUAUAAGGACACGGUAAAUAAAAUGAGAGAUCUGCGCAUGAAAGCUGAAGAUUAUGAGGUGGUGAAGGUGAUCGGUAGAGGGGCGUUUGGGGAGGUGCAGUUGGUAAGGCAUAAAUCCUCAAGGAGAGUGUAUGCUAUGAAGCUUCUGAGUAAAUUUGAGAUGAUAAAAAGAUCAGAUUCUGCAUUCUUCUGGGAAGAGAGGGAUAUUAUGGCUUUUGCUAAUAGUCCUUGGGUUGUUCAGUUAUUUUAUGCAUUCCAAGAUGACCGUUACCUUUACAUGGUGAUGGAAUACAUGCCUGGUGGAGACCUUGUGAACUUAAUGAGCAACUAUGAUGUUCCAGAGAAAUGGGCAAGAUUUUAUACUGCUGAAGUUGUACUUGCAUUGGAUGCAAUUCACUCAAUGGGUUUUAUACACAGAGAUGUGAAGCCUGAUAAUAUGCUGCUAGAUAAAGCUGGUCAUUUAAAACUAGCAGAUUUUGGUACUUGUAUGAAGAUGAACAAGGAAGGUAUGGUACGAUGUGACACGGCUGUGGGAACACCAGACUAUAUCUCUCCUGAAGUGUUGAAGUCCCAGGGUGGUGAUGGUUACUAUGGGCGAGAAUGCGACUGGUGGUCAGUUGGAGUCUUUUUGUAUGAGAUGCUUGUAGGUGAUACACCUUUUUAUGCAGAUUCUUUGGUUGGAACAUACAGUAAGAUUAUGAACCAUAAGAAUUCCCUUACUUUCCCUGAUGACAAUGAGAUUUCUAAAGAGGCAAAAAACCUUAUUUGUGCCUUUUUAACUGAUAGGUAAGAUUUAAACUUUACUCAAAAUGGCGUAGAAGAAAUUAAACGGCACCUUUUCUUCAAAAAUGAUCAAUGGGCUUGGGAAACUCUCAGAGACACUGUAGCACCAGUUGUGCCUGACUUAAGUAGUGACAUUGACACUAGUAAUUUUGAUGAUCUGGAAGAAGACAAAGGAGAGGAGGAAACAUUUCCCAUACCAAAAGCAUUUGUGGGCAACCAACUUCCUUUUGUAGGAUUUACAUAUUACAGCAACCGUCGGUAUUUAGCUGUCUCUGCAGAAAAUUCCAAUGAUAACAGAACAGGCUCCAGUGUGGAUAAAAGUGUGCUGGAAAAUAUGCAGAAGAUGAUCUAUGAAUUGGAAGAACAACUACAUAAUGAAAUGCAGCUGAAAGAUGAAAUGGAGCAAAAGUGCAGAUCUUCAAAUAUAAAGCUAGACAAGAUAAUAAAAGAACUGGAUGAAGAGGGAAAUCAAAGAAAGAACUUGGAAUCUACAGUGUCUCAGAUUGAGAAGGAAAAGAUGGUAUUGCAGCAUAAGAUAAAUGAGUACCAAAGAAAAAUUGAACAAGAGAAUGAAAAAAGACGGAAUGUGGAGAACGAAGUGUCCACACUAAAAGAUCAGAUGGAAGACUUGAAAAAAAUCAGCCAGCAUUCUCAAAUUACAAAUGAGAAGAUAACACAGUUACAAAAACAACUAGAAGAAGCAAAUGAUUUGCUGAGGACGGAAUCGGAUACAGCAGCAAGACUGAGAAAGGGUAACACAGAAAUGAGCAAGUCAUUAAGUCAGGUAGAGUCACUGAAUAGAGAACUGCAGGAAAGGUGCAGAGUUCUAGAAAGCACAAAACUGCAGGUGGAGAAAGAUUAUUACCAACUGCAAGCGGCUUUGGAGUCGGAACGAAGGGACAGAAGUCACGGAUCUGAAAUGAUUGGAGAACUACAGGUUCGGAUUACAACUUUGCAAGAAGAAGUAAAAAACAUUAAAAACAAUCUUGAAAGAGUGGAAGCAGAAAGAAAACAAGCACAAGAUAUGCUUAAUCAUUCGGAAAAGGAAAAGAAUAAUUUAGAGAUAGAUUUGAACUACAAACUCAAAUCAUUACAAGACCGGUUAGAACAGGAAGUAAAUGAACAUAAAGUGACUAAAGCUCGGUUAACUGACAAACAUCAGUCAAUAGAGGAGGCAAGAUCAGUUGCAAUGUGUGAAAUGGAAAAAAAAGUAAAGGAAGAAAGGGCAGCAAGAGAAAAGGCAGAAAAUCGAAUAGUUCAAGCUGAAAAACAGUGUUCCAUGCUGGAUUUUGACCUGAAGCAAUCUCAGCAGAAACUGGAACACCUUCUUGAGCAAAAGGAAAGACUGGAAGAUGAAGUAAGGAAUCUAACACUUCAGCUAGAACAAGAGACGAAUAAGCGAAUAAUGGCACAGAAUGAAUUAAAGGCUCAAGCUUUUGAAGCAGAUAACUUGAAGGGAUCCGAGAAGCAGCUGAAACAGGAAAUCAAUACGUUGUUGGAAGCAAAGAGAUUACUGGAAUUUGAGUUGGCACAACUUGCUAAACAGUACAGAGGAAAUGAAGGUCAAAUGCGUGAGCUUCAGGAUCAGCUUGAAGCUGAGCAGUAUUUUUCGACACUUUACAAAACUCAGGUUAAGGAACUGAAAGAGGAAAUUGAUGAAAAGAAUAAAGAAACUCAAAGGAAAAUGCAGGAAUUGCAAAACGAAAAAGAAACUCUCACCACCCAGUUGGAUUUAGCUGAAACCAAAGCUGAGUCGGAACGGUUGGCACGAGCACUCCUUGAAGAACAGUAUUUUGAGCUGAGUCAGGAGAGCAAAAAAGCAGCAUCAAGACACAGGCAAGAAAUAACUGAUAAGGACAGCAUCAUAAGAAGGCUGGAAGAAACUAAUAACACAUUAACCAAAGAUGUUGAUUUAAUAACAAAGGAAAAUUCAGAGAUCAGUGAAAAAAUUAAGAAACAGGAGGAAGAAUACAAAAUAAAAAAUGAGGAGGAAAUCAAUAAUAUUAGAAUGCAUUAUGAGAAGAGCAUUAACACUGAAAGAACUCUGAAGACACAGGCUGUCAACAAAUUGGCUGAGAUAAUGAAUCGGAAAGAUUUUAAAAUAGACAGAAAGAAAGCUAACAUGCAAGAUUUGAGGAAGAAAGAGAAGGAAAACCGAAAGCUCCAGUUAGAGCUUAAUCAAGAAAAAGAGAAAUUCAAUCAGAUGGUAGUGAAAUACCAAAAGGAACUCAACGAAAUGCAAGCGCAACUAGCAGAAGAAUCUACAUACAGGAACGAACUCCAGAUGCAGCUGGAUAGUAAAGAGAGUGACAUAGAACAACUACGAAGGAAAAUUUUGGACCUUCAGCAAGGAAUGGAUUCUACCAGUGUUGCUAGUCUCCAGCCAGAUGAAACGGAUGGAAAUCUUUCAGAAUCAAGACUUGAAGGUUGGCUUUCAAUACCAAACAAAGGAAAUAUAAAGCGGCAUGGCUGGAAGAAACAGUAUGUUGUGGUGAGCAGUAAAAAGAUACUGUUUUACAAUGAUGAAAAGGACAAGGACCAGUCUAAUCCAUCCAUGGUACUAGAUAUAGAUAAGCUGUUCCACGUCCGGCCUGUAACUCAAGGAGAUGUAUAUAGAGCUGAAACUGAAGAAAUUCCUAAAAUAUUCCAGAUUCUCUAUGCUAAUGAGGGGGAAUGCAGGAAGGAUUUGGAGGUAGAACCAGUACAGCCAGCAGAGAAGACAAAUUUUCUAAAUCAUAAAGGCCAUGAAUUUAUUCCAACAUUAUACCACUUUCCAGCCAACUGUGAGGCCUGUGCCAAACCUCUUUGGCAUGUGUUUAAACCCCCUGCUGCCCUAGAAUGUCGAAGAUGCCAUGUGAAGUGCCAUAGAGACCACUUGGAUAAAAAGGAGGAAUUAAUUGCACCAUGCAAAGUGAGUUAUGAUGUAACUUCAGCAAGAGAUAUGUUGUUAUUGGCAUCCUGUCAAGAUGAACAGAAGAAGUGGGUGACUCAUUUAGUAAAGAAGAUCCCUAAGACACCACCAUCUACUUUUGUUCGUGCUUCUCCUAGAACUAUGUCUACAAGAUCCUCAGCAAAUCAAUCAUUCCGAAAAGUUGUUAAAAAUACUUCUGGAAAAACUAGGCACGGAGUAUGGAGGAAGAAGCAUAUUGAGCAUAAGCCAUUUAGAGAGGCACAGUACUUGACCAGGAAGAGUGCUGGCUAACCACAUGUACAGUGCUUAACGGAACCUCAUGGGAUGCGGUCUGAGAAACAGGGCUUUUUUAACCACACAGAGCAGUGCAGACGGGCUGUUGUUCCUUUCAACAUAACUAUCACAGGCUUCAGGGUUAAGAUUGCUAUUACUGUCUCCUCCUUGCUUUGGCACAAAAGCACGCUGAGGGUGUUUAAUUGCGGGUUUGCCUAAAGGUAGAUUAGAUUAAUUAUUACUAUGUAAUGCAAGUUAAAGCAAAUAAAGCUUAGCUAGGUGUAUAAAAAAAGGUGCUGCCUUUUUGGAUUUUUAAAAAAAGCCUGUCAGUCACGAUGAAAUGCAGCCAACUUUCUUCAUAUCAGUGAAAGAAAAGGACUGUUUACCCUGUGAAGGGGAUAUUUAUGUCAAGAUGAGCAUAUGAAACGGAGUAGAGGAGAAAGGUUUCUCAAUGAGAAGGACUGCAAUUGCUUUCAAGACUCAAAAGUUGUGCUCUUGAAGACUGCAGAACUAGCUUAAAAAUGAAGCCUUAUCACUUGAACUUCAGUGCCUUCACUGCAGAGUUAACAGCCUUAAUGCUAACCACCCACUAUGGAAUGGAUCAAAGUGUUAAAUAUUUUACAUUAUGCUUUACAAAAUACUGAUUCAGCAGGUUUGUAAAGGGGGAAAACGAGUAAUUGCCUUUAAUCUAUGCAUUUUUGCCAAGCCAUACCGAAUUAUUUUACUAUUAGAGGCAUUAGAAACUAACAGUAAAAAGAACCACCAAGUUUGGAAGCGUAUUUUGGGGUACAUCAUUUCUGUAACUGUAUAAUGUAUUGCCUUACAAUUUUAAGUGAUAACGUACAUUAAAUUAACAAACAUUUAAGAAAUAUAUGCACUGUUUGAACCGUAAAUUAUUCUUAGAACACUUUUACUGGGUUUUACAUUGUCAUUUUAGUGCCUUAAUUUGAGAUAAUUAUAUUAUUGCCACAUCAAUAAAAGUAGAAAUCUAAAACUAAACAAAAGAAACCUCUAAAAA
Messenger RNA from Antrostomus carolinensis (chuck-will's-widow), 5158 nucleotides. RefSeq names its product Rho associated coiled-coil containing protein kinase 1 (gene ROCK1). Gene Ontology annotation, molecular function: small GTPase binding; ATP binding; Rho-dependent protein serine/threonine kinase activity. Gene Ontology annotation, cellular component: cytoplasm; cytoskeleton. The transcript is spliced from 34 exons. Gene Ontology annotation, biological process: peptidyl-threonine phosphorylation; embryonic morphogenesis; actomyosin structure organization. Lineage: Eukaryota; Metazoa; Chordata; Aves; Caprimulgiformes; Caprimulgidae. The record is from RefSeq and is a predicted model, not a curated record.